CAGCGGGAGCGGCUGCCGCGCCAUGUGGCUGCUGGGGCCGCUGUGCCUGCUGCUGAGCAGCGCCGCGGAGAGCCAGCUGCUCCCCGGGAACAACUUCACCAAUGAGUGCAACAUUCCGGGCAACUUCAUGUGCGGCAACGGGCGGUGCAUCCCCGGGGCCUGGCAGUGUGAUGGGCUGCCCGACUGCUUUGACAAGAGUGACGAGAAGGAGUGCCCCAAGGCUAAGUCCAAAUGCGGCCCGACGUUCUUCCCUUGCGCCAGCGGCGUCCACUGCAUCAUCGGCCGCUUCCAGUGCAACGGGUUCGAGGACUGUCCCGACGGCAGCGACGAGGAGAACUGCACGGCCAACCCUCUGCUUUGCUCCACCGCCCGCUACCACUGCAAGAACGGCCUCUGCAUUGACAAGAGCUUCAUCUGCGAUGGGCAAAAUAACUGUCAAGACAACAGCGAUGAGGAGAGCUGUGAAAGCUCUCAAGAGCCAGGCAGCGGGCAGGUGUUCGUGACGUCGGAGAACCAGCUCGUGUACUACCCCAGCAUCACCUACGCCAUCAUCGGCAGCUCCGUCAUCUUCGUGCUGGUGGUGGCGCUGCUGGCCCUGGUCCUGCACCACCAGCGGAAGCGGAACAACCUCAUGACGCUGCCCGUGCACCGGCUGCAGCACCCCGUCCUUCUCUCCCGCCUGGUGGUCCUGGAUCACCCGCACCACUGCAACGUCACCUACAACGUCAACAACGGCAUCCAGUAUGUGGCCAGCCAGGCCGAGCAGAAUGCGUCGGAAGUGGGCUCCCCGCCCUCCUACUCAGAGGCCCUCCUGGACCAAAGACCCGCAUGGUACGACCUUCCUCCACCGCCCUACUCGUCCGACACCGAGUCUCUGAACCAAGCCGACCUGCCCCCUUACCGCUCGCGCUCCGGGAGCGCCGACAGCGCCGGCUCCCAGGCGGCCAGCAGCCUGCUGAGCACCGAAGACAGCGGCCAGGGCCCGGGCCAGGCCGGCUCCCCUCCUCCGGAGAGUGUCACGGGGCCCAGAGACUCCGUGCCCAGCCAGGACACUGCAGAAGUCUAAAUCCGGCGCUUCCAAAGUCCAUAUGGCUUCAUCUGCUCUGACUUGUUACCAUCCUGACAACGUCCUGUCGUGGGAAGCUCCUCAGGGUGCCUCAAGGAGGGAUUUGGGGUGUCAGCUGUCUCUCCAUUCCCCUUCCCACCCCACACACACACCCCCGCCCCAGAUUUCAGGGAUGUUCUUGCGAGGGAGACCUGACAUUUUUCUGGGCUCUCGGGUGACCGGAUGUAUUGUGCGUCUUGUCCGGGAGGUCACUUGGCCUUCAGGGCCUGGAAUCAUGACCUCACUUGUCCUGUCCUUCUUCUGUGACUGGUGGCCUCUUGCUGAAGAGGCAGCCUAAGUUUGCAGGCAGCAGGCUAAGGCAGUAUCUGAGGAGUCCUCGAGAACGCAGCGUUUCUGGGCCGCGUGGGAUGUUCAGAAGGGCAGGAGACACCGGACCAGGUCCUCCGGGGGCUGCUACCUUACAGCUCCAUUGGAGAUGGGGGUUGGGUGAUCCUCCCAGGAGGCCGGUAUGGACGGCCAGCCCGGAAAGAAUCCAGGGGAGCAUCAAAUCCCGCUCGCACUCUUGGGCACGCCGUUCUGAGUUCAGCGGAGCAGCGGCCAGAAAGAGGAGACGUUGGCCAAGAGAUACACCCUUUAGCCAUCAGCAGGGCCCUAUGGGUUCUCUGAAUGACUCGAAACCAUCUACUCUGAAGAGACCCGGGCUUUAAAAACUGGCCCGAGAACCCUCGUUUUGAGGGUUUUCUCUGGCAGCGUCUGUCCUCAGCCUCACCCCAGAAUAGGCAGGGAGACCUUGCCAUGUGUUCAUCCAAGUUCUCGGCUCCUAAAUUGUAGGCUCUCGAGAGCCUGGGCCUGCUUUGAUCCACAGUCCUUCCCUGGCUGCUGGACUGUCCCCCCUCCAGCUGUGACCUGCCCAGAGCCAAGGAAGGAGGACCCAGAUUGGUAUUGGCCAAAAAUCUGACCUGGUCCUCUGUCCCUGGAAACCACACGCAGCCUGUCUUGCCUAUUCACACAGCUUUCCACACCGGCUUCCCAGGUUAACUGAAGCCCCAGAAGUCGUUCUACCUGUGCAUUUGGACUUGAGGACACUGGUUCCUGACACUCUUGAGAACCAUAUUCAGUACCUCCCACCGGAGCUCCUGGCUCUGUGUGCUGCACACGCUUCCUUCCCGAGGCCCAGAAACCAGCGCCCUGAUUUAGCAUUAGGGUUCGGGUCAGAGUCAAGCUCAAGCUUCUUCUGACCUGCCGUAGUUUCUCUAAAAGACGUGGACAGUAGACAGUUUGGAGUCAAGAUUUGCCAUUCGGACUUUUUUUUUUUUAAUCUCUUAGAAAUGCAUUUGAAACAGUGUGUUUGUUUUUUCCCUUCUAGUUAAGGGAUUAUUUAUAUGUGUAUAGGAAAGCUGUCUUUGUCUGUUUUUCCUUGAGUGAGGUCCAAAGAAAGAUGCGAAAGGAGAUCACACUUGGGUCGCGCUGAGCCUUGUCACCAAGUCACUCCAGACUGACCUGGGUGCUGGCGCUUAUGUGUUGCUGCACUUUGAGUUGUUAUUUAUCGAGUUCUUGAAGGAUGCAGAAGGAGGGAUGCCUUUCUCCCUCGGUUCAUAGUCUCUGUGUUUAUGCUAGCUUUCCUUGUUCUCUGCGCCCAGCCAGAGGAAGAGGGCCCACGCCCUGGAGAAAUAGUGGGUGGAAAUCCGUGGCAAGAAGCCACACUGACGGUUGGGGAACAAAACUGGAAACAGGUGGAAACCCUCCAGGCGGCUGUCGCCCAUUCAGGACUUCCUUCCACAGCACAAAAAAUGUUCAGUGACCUCGUUGAUGCAAAUUUCAAUGAAGCCUGCCCAAGCGGGAGAACGAUGUGGCAUUUAAUGAUUCUGUUCUUGGGACCGUGGUUUUUUUUUUUUUUUGGUUUUUUUCUUGUUUUUUUUUUUUGUUAACCAAAUCCAAACUGUGUUCUAGGAAGGCUAGCCGCUUGGCGAUUUCUUUUUGUCUUUUUUAAGUUAAAGAAAAGGAGCCUAGUUGCUUGCGUCUUUCAUUUUUUAAAAUAACACUUGAGUUAUUUUCCUUAUAAUCCAAUAAAGAAAGAACUUUUGAUGGGAGCCGGAGUGUGCUAGGAACUCUGGCUGAGCAUUUCAUCUCCUCUGAGUCAGAAUGGCUUUCUUUCCUCUCCCUUUGAUGGGCCCGUGCUUCUUUCUGGUAUUUUGGAAGUUGUUUAGAGGAAGGGAUUCUAAUUUUAAUUAAUUACGCAGUGAAUCUCACUCGCUUUUCUGCUUCCAGGCAUCUUAGGAAAAACAAAUGGUCUUCGUAGAUAAGAAAGCCUAUUAACGUGUGUGUGUGUGUUUUUAAAUAAACACAGGGACAUUUUUAUUAUAGAUGUGAUUUUUUUAAUGAAUCUUUUUAAAAAUAUAAAUAGGACACCAAAGCUGCAGGGGUUUUUCCUGGUUUUUCCGCCCUGCUCGAGAUGGCAAGUAAGUGGCCAGCAAUAUUUUUUAACUCAUUCCAUCCAGGCUGUUUUUUUUUUAAAUACAUGGCCUAAGUCUACAGCAGCCAAAAAUCCAUCUCUCCUCGUUUUUCUCAGAGGAGACCAGCAAGCUCUUUUUAUUUUCUCGUUCAUAUUCAUAUCCCUGUAACCUUUAACUUACCUCCUGACUCAACACCCCCCUCCAAAAUUGGCUUUAAAAAAAAAAAAUGCAGCAAAGUGGUUGAUGAAUAGCGUGCGAUGUUCAAAGUUGAUGUAAACUGGAAAGUUUGUUGUGUGGUUCCUUUUCGUGUUUUGGUUAGGUUUUGGUUUGGGUUUUUGUUUUGUUUUUUAAAUUUUUAUACU
Messenger RNA from Neogale vison (American mink), 3881 nucleotides. RefSeq names its product low density lipoprotein receptor class A domain containing 3 (gene LDLRAD3). The record is from RefSeq and is a predicted model, not a curated record. Gene Ontology annotation, biological process: receptor-mediated endocytosis. Gene Ontology annotation, molecular function: protein binding. Gene Ontology annotation, cellular component: plasma membrane. NCBI's taxonomy places the organism in Eukaryota, Metazoa, Chordata, Mammalia, Carnivora, Mustelidae. The coding region runs from base 23 to 1066 and encodes 347 amino acids. The transcript has 6 exons.